Coprinopsis cinerea okayama7#130 is the source of this 1037-nucleotide messenger RNA. RefSeq lists its product as hypothetical. The transcript is spliced from 4 exons. Bases 24 to 1037 code for a protein of 337 amino acids. Lineage: Eukaryota; Fungi; Basidiomycota; Agaricomycetes; Agaricales; Psathyrellaceae. The record is from RefSeq and is a predicted model, not a curated record.
CGACCAUCCCACUCACUUUGACCAUGUCAAUACGGGAUUCUGCAGAGGAAACUAUGGAUGUCGAUGGUGCAACCAAUGGUGCUGACCCGUCGACACGACCACCUCUUCGCGUUCGAGCCCUGACCCUUCUGCAGGAGCGCAGGCUGAUCGCGUACCUUGAUGACAGAUGGCUGCAAUUCACUCGAAACUUUAAGAAGCGCUCAGAACAGUCCUCAACCUUACGGACGUUGGGUGAUUAUCUCGAGGAAGCCCGUCACCUCCUGGCGUUCAUCCUACAAAUACCGCCUGUCGAUCCGUCGACGUCGCUAAGGAUUGCGUACAUGCUCCGACUUACUGCGGACGUCCUUGGAGGAAUCCCGGGGUAUAGCCUGACAAGGCGGGUUUCCGACCCUCUAGCGCCUGCAAAUACCGAAGAACCGACGAACGUGUCUCCAAAGAGUAUCAGAAAUACUCUUCGAGAUCUCCUCGACUUUCUGGAUGAUCUGGACCACGCGUGGCUUGCUGUCCUCCAGGGCCAGGUUUGGGACCCUGAGACAGCAGAGGGCGUCGACUUGACCAGCGCUCUCGAAUUCAUCACACACUCCCCUCAUGAUCCGACCACAAGCAACGGAGAGGAACACCAACCAGCCUCAGCACCUCCCAAUGUUAAAACCUCACCUCCGAGCCAAACAGAACUCACACGGCUGCGAAGCCUCCUCGUCGGCGGCCAGUCGGCCCUCGAGGAAUGGCUCCUGAACGAAAGGGUCGCGAAGCUGAGCAGUCCAAGUGCUGAUGGCGACGAUCUCACUGGCAUGCUUGCUCGGAUGGGGUUGCUGGACGAGUUCGACAACGUGUUCACUCGUACGAUGGACGUCCUGGGCUAUGGUAAUCUCAGAGAAGAUGAUGAUUUGGAGGAAGUUCCGAUGUCUGCCCCUCUGACCGGUCCAGGAGAGGAUUCAGAAGGUGGAGUGCAGAUGGAAGAUGACGAUUACCAGUGUAUCUGUGGACACUUGGUGGACACGACAUAUGGCCCACCGAAAGAAGCUGUGAAUAAAUGA